AUGGCGAGUGACUCUCCGGCGAAACGUCUGGACGAAAUCGAACUCUCGGCCCUGAAGGAGCCUGCUGGGAUCUUCGAGCUCGUUGAGCUGGUUGGAAAUGGCACCUACGGGCAGGUGUACAAGCCUGUCACUUUUGACGUGGCGGCCCGUUCCGUUAUCUCCCCCUGUAAUAAACACGUGUUCGUUAAAGAACGCCGGUCUGGCGCUGGCACCCAUAAACCCCCUGCGAAUGGACCGAUUCCGUGUGAGAGAAUGGGUUUAAUGGAUCGCGGAGCCAAGGGUCGCCAUGUUAGGACGGGGCAGCUGGCAGCCAUCAAGGUCAUGGAUGUCACUGGGGAUGAAGAAGAGGAGAUUAAAGCAGAAAUUAACAUGCUAAAGAAGUACAGCCACCACCGGAACAUCGCCACCUACUAUGGAGCUUUCAUCAAGAGAAACCCUCCUGGCAUUGAUGACCAGCUAUGGCUGGUGAUGGAGUUCUGUGGAGCUGGCUCAGUCACAGACCUGAUCAAGAACACCAAGGGCAACUCUCUGAAAGAGGAGUGGACUGCUUACAUCUGCAGAGAGAUCCUCGGGGGUCUGACUCAUCUCCAUCAGCACAAGGUCAUCCACAGAGACAUCAAGGGACAGAACGUCCUGCUGACUGAGAACGCCGAGGUCAAACUAGUGGACUUUGGGGUUUCGGCCCAGCUGGACCGAACAGUUGGAAGGAGGAACACGUUUAUCGGGACGCCGUAUUGGAUGGCACCGGAGGUCAUCGCCUGCGAUGAAAACCCAGAAGCCACAUAUGAUUUUAAGAGUGAUUUAUGGUCACUGGGAAUCACAGCGAUAGAGAUGGCUGAAGGAGCUCCACCGCUGUGUGACAUGCACCCAAUGAGAGCUCUCUUCCUCAUACCUCGUAAUCCUGCACCCAGACUCAAGUCAAAGAAAUGGUCAAAGAAGUUCCAGUCCUUCAUCGAGAGCUGCCUGGUGAAGAGCCACAGCCAGAGACCCAGCACGGAGCAGCUGCUCAAGCAUCCAUUCAUCAGAGACCUGCCCAAUGAGAGGCAGAUCCGCAUCCAGCUGAAAGACCACAUUGACCGCACCAAGAAGAAGAGGGGAGAGAGAGAUGAAACAGAGUAUGAGUAUAGCGGCAGUGAAGAGGAAGAUGAGGGAAGGGAUCUGGGUGAUCCAAGCUCUAUCAUCAACAUCCCGGGCGAGUCAACCCUAAGACGAGACUUCCUGCGCCUGCAGCUCGCCAAUAAGGAGCGUUCGGAGGCGCACCGGCGGCUGCAGCUGGAGCAGCAGCAGAACGAGGAACACAAGCGCUUACUGUUGGCCGAAAGGCAGAAGCGCAUCGAGGAGCAGAAGGAGCAGAGGAGGCGGCUGGAAGAACAGCAGCAGCGAGAGCGUGAGAUGAGGAAACAGCGUGAACAGAGGAGACGCUUUGAGGAAAUGGAGCAGCUCCGUAGAGAGGAGGAGAGGAGGCAUGCGGAGCUAGAUCAGGAGUAUAUCCGUAGGCAGCUGGAGGAGGAACAGAGGCAGUUAGAGAUUCUCCAGCAGCAGCUACUGCAGGAACAGGCAUUAUUACUGGAGUACAAGAGGAAACAGAUUGAGGAGCAACGGCAAGCGGAGCGUCUACAGAGACAACUCCAUCAGGAGAGGGCCUACCUGGUGUCUCUCCAACAGAAACAGCAGGAGGGAAGGCAAGCAGAAAAGAAACAGCUUUACCACUACAGGGAUGUCGUUAAUCCUAAUGACAAGCCCGCCUGGGCUAAAGAAGUGGAAGAGCGAUCUAAGCUGAACAGACAGAGUUCCCCAGCGCUGCAGCACAAAGUGUCCAACCGCAUCUCCGACCCCUCCCUCCCUCCCCGCUCAGAGUCCUUCAGCAGUGGAGGCAUGCAGCCUGCCCGAACCCCACCCAUCCACCGCUCCGUCGAGCCACAGCAGAUGGCUCACCUGGUUCCUGUGAAGACACACUCCAGUUCUAUGUCCGGCUCCCAGUCCCUACAGGACCAGACAGGCUCGGCUAUGAGCGAGAGCGUCGGCAUGGCCUCGCCAAGGCCUGAGAUGCCCCGGCAGAACUCGGACCCUACCUCCGACACCCAGGGACCCCCGCAGCGCCUCACUGGCAGGGAGGAACGAGACCGGGACAGGGACAAGGACCGAGACCGGACGGCUUGGUUGAGAGAAGAGGAUAUCCCGCCAAAGGUCCCCCAGAGGACAACAUCCAUCUCUCCAGCCCUGGUCAGGAAGAACUCUCCUAAUGGCGGUGUGGGUCUGGGCCCACGCACAGGCUCUCAGCUCAUACGGGCUAGUAAUCCGGACCUGCGGCGCUCGGAGAUCUCUCUGGACGCGAUGCUGCAAAGAACCUCCUCCAACUCAUCAUCCUCCUCCUCCCCUUCAUCUCAGGGAGGCUCAGCUGAGAGGAGAGACCAAACCAAGCAGGAAAGAUCCCCUCCAGAAGCCAGUAAUAAGGAGGCUAAACUCAAACAGGAGGAGGGCCGUGAAUCAGCGAGACCCAGCAGACCUGCAAGCUAUAAGAAAGCCAUAGAUGAGGAUUUAAGUGCCCUGGCCAAGGAACUCAGAGAAUUGAGGGUGGAGGAAGGAAGCCGACCUCCGGUCAAGGUUACAGACUACUCGUCCUCUAGCGAGGAUUCGGAGAGCAGCGAUGAGGACGGGGAGCCGGUGGGACAGGAUGGGACGGUUGCUGUUAGCGACAUCCCACGCAUCAUGCCAGCGGUGCAGAGUACUGGUGAGUCGUAUGGAGGGCUGGCAGAGGACGCUCUGGGAGAUGCUUAUAAUAGCUCCAAGGACGGGACUCUUGUGAUGAGAGAGGCGGAGGAGAGGAGGAGAGGUGGUCACACUGAGAGUAAUGGGUUCGGGAAUCACGGUAACCAUGGUAAUCUCCCUGAUCUGGUACAACAGAGCAACUCUCCCUCAGCCACACCCACCACGGCCUUGCAGGAGCUGAGCGAUAUGGCUGAGUUUGGUGUGAGCGGGUCCAAAGCAUCAUUUACUCCCUUUGUUGAUCCGCGGGUCUAUCAAACUUCCCCCAGUGAAGACGACGAAGAGAACUCAGCAGCAGCCAUGUUUGCCAAUGAGCUGCUGAGGCAGGAGCAGGCCCGACUAAACGAAGCGAGGAAGAUCUCGGUGGUGAAUGUCAACCCCACCAACAUCCGACCCCACAGCGACACACCGGAGAUCCGUAAAUACAAGAAACGCUUCAACUCGGAGAUCCUGUGUGCCGCGCUCUGGGGUGUGAACCUGCUGGUGGGGACAGAAAACGGUUUAAUGCUGCUUGACCGAAGUGGACAGGGAAAAGUCUACAACCUGAUUACCAGACGGCGCUUCCUACAGAUGGAUGUGCUGGAGGGCCUUAAUGUGCUAGUCACCAUAUCUGGAAAAAAGAAUAAGCUGCGCGUCUACUAUUUAUCCUGGCUGAGGAACAGAAUAUUGCACAAUGAUCCAGAAGUUGAGAAGAAGCAGGGUUGGAUAACGGUCGGGGAGCUGGAGGGCUGUGUGCAUUAUAAAGUUGUUAAAUACGAGAGGAUUAAGUUCCUGGUGAUUGCACUGAAAAACUCUGUGGAAAUCUAUGCCUGGGCACCUAAACCCUACCACAAGUUCAUGGCCUUUAAGUCCUUCACUGAGCUGCAGCACCGGCCCCAGCUGGUCGACCUGACAGUGGAGGAGGGUCAGAGGUUAAAGGUCAUCUACGGCUCCAGUGUGGGCUUCCAUGUCAUCGAUGUGGACUCAGGCAAUCCUUACGACAUCUACAUCCCUUCACAUGUAAGUUUUUACAGAAAAGUCUGCAUCGUCUUGUUUUUUCUUUCAGCCUACAUCCAUUCAAAUCAGAUUAUGGGCUGGGGUGAGAAAGCAAUAGAAAUCCGCUCUGUGGAGACGGGUCAUCUGGAUGGAGUCUUUAUGCACAAGAGAGCUCAGAGGCUCAAAUUCCUGUGUGAGCGGAAUGAUAAGGUAAUGCACAGUAACGCCUGCUCUCUUUUUGUACCUUAUUUGUUGUUUUCUUUGCAUCUGUGCGUUCGGGAGGUAGCAGCCAAGUUUUCUUCAUGA
This is a messenger RNA of Menidia menidia (Atlantic silverside), 4047 nucleotides long. NCBI's taxonomy places the organism in Eukaryota, Metazoa, Chordata, Actinopteri, Atheriniformes, Atherinopsidae. The record is from the annotation of a GenBank genome assembly.